This is a messenger RNA of Sus scrofa (pig), 2056 nucleotides long. It is a transcript of the gene ZNF22, whose product is annotated as zinc finger protein 22. Gene Ontology annotation, biological process: regulation of transcription by RNA polymerase II. The record is from RefSeq and is a predicted model, not a curated record. Lineage: Eukaryota; Metazoa; Chordata; Mammalia; Artiodactyla; Suidae. Gene Ontology annotation, molecular function: DNA-binding transcription factor activity; RNA polymerase II cis-regulatory region sequence-specific DNA binding.
CCGCGAGGCACAGACAAACGGCGCGCUCGCACUUCCGGUGGCGCGAGGGACGCCGGGCGGGCGAGCGAGGGCCGCGGACGGCAGGCGCGACAGUUCUGAGCUGUGUAGCUCUAGGAAGUGAAACAUUUGUUCAGAAGAAGAGAGUUGACUUUCCUAAGAAUACAUUUGGCUUUUCACCAUGCGGUUUGGAAAACCUAAGGGAGGUAUUUCUCGGAGCUCAAGCCAAGGAAAAGCCUAUGAGAACCAGCACAAAACAGGCCGACAGCGACAGAAAUGGGGAGUGACUGUUCGGUUUGACUCUGGCUUGAGUAGACUGAGAAGAAGCUUGGACGAGAAGCCUUAUAAAUGUACUGAAUGUGAAAAGAGUUUCAGUCAGAGCUCAACUCUUUUUCAACACCAGAAGAUCCAUACUGGAAAGAAAUCCCAUAAAUGUGCAGAUUGUGGAAAAAGUUUCUUUCAGAGUUCAAAUCUGAUUCAGCAUCGACGGAUCCAUACUGGGGAAAAGCCCUAUAAAUGUGAUGAGUGUGGAGAAAGGUUUAAACAGAGCUCAAAUCUUAUUCAGCACCAGAGAAUCCAUACUGGAGAAAAGCCCUAUCAGUGUGAUGAGUGUGGCCGAUGUUUCAGCCAGAGUUCCCACCUCAUUCAACAUCAGAGAACCCACACAGGGGAGAAACCCUACCAGUGCGGUGAAUGCGGCAAAUGCUUCAGCCAGAGCUCUCAUCUUAGGCAGCACAUGAAGGUGCACAAAGAAGAGAAGCCACGUAAAACCCGGGGCAAAAAUAUUAGGGCGAAAGCUCACUUAGUAUCAUCUUGGAAAGCUGGUAAAGGAAGGAAGUCAGUGGCUCGUCUCCGCUAAGUAAAAAGGGCACUGCAUCAACCCUCUUUUAAAAAAAAUAAGAAGCAUUUCUUUUAGAACUGGAGUAUUUUAUAAUAGUGCACUUAAAUACUAUAUCCUUUCCUAGCAUGGGGACAUUGGGGGGUUUAAUGACAUUGGGCUGAGAGAAAUUACAUUGCCUUCCUCAUUUUUUAUAUAACCUGGAAUACAGAAAAACUGAAACUGUUUUGGGAGAAUAUAAGCUCCUUUAUCUCAUUUGAAAUCACUUCCUGCAUCAUUUUGACAAAAACAGUGAUGUUUUGGUAACACAUGUAAAAGUGUAGGAAUUCCAAUGACUACUCAGUUCUAGGACUUUCCAUGGAAAGAAUAAUUAAAAGGGAGAAGAAAUUCCAUUAGUUUUGGAGUUCUGCAGUAGAUGAGAUUUUGUUUGUCAAGUUUUGUAGCAUAUUAACCAUUGGCUUGUAAGUAUGACUCAAGAUUCAACAUAUUAAAAUGAAUUCAUGUUCACAAAUUUUUAAUCAACAAGGUCCGUUACUCUGUUAGCUUGCUUUUGUUUCUUCUGCUUAUGGAGAGCUGUUAGAGGAGCAGAAUGUCUCUGUUUUUCACUAAAUUCUUAGUAAGAGAUACUCUAGAAGCCAAAAGGAAUUGAAUUAGACCACAAGAUUCCUAAUACUCCUCUUUGUGAUGGUAUUACACUGUCACUUGUUUUCCAGAAGCUGGAAUGGAUUUUUUGUUAGUCCAUCCCCAUGCCUUUAACUUCUUUUGGCAUUCUCUUGUGCUUUGACAGACUGAUCUAGCCUUUUAUAUCUACAGGAAUAAAUAAUUAAACCAAAAUUAUUUUUCCAAAACCACCUCAACAUGCAAAUUAAAAAUCUACAAUUUACAUGCCUCCUUGCCUUCCCCUUUGAGAGCUUCAGAUAGGCUUAAUUAUCUUAAAUGUUUGCCAGUGACAAAAUGAAGUUUUUGAAGUGUCAAUGCAUUGAAAUCUAAGUUUAACUUUUUCAGAGUUGUAUCAAUUAUUUACAAAACCAAGCAAACAAGUUUCUUUCAUCAGAACAGUGCCAAGUAUCAAACAUUCUGAUUAGCCUUCAGCUCAUGUUUUAAUUUCUAUUGAAUGCUAACAUUCUUCUGAUUUUUUUAUAUCUUUUAUAAUCAUAUCAAUUCUUGCUGUAUUAAUGACAGUUAUCCAUAAAAAUAAAAAAAGAUUAUUUUGCAUACUAC